Messenger RNA from Meleagris gallopavo (turkey), 633 nucleotides. The record is from RefSeq and is a predicted model, not a curated record. NCBI's taxonomy places the organism in Eukaryota, Metazoa, Chordata, Aves, Galliformes, Phasianidae.
UUUCGAUGGCCUCUCAAUCUUUUAUAUCUCUUGUUUCAGGAAGUUAAGAAGGAUGUAGAGCCCAAGGAUGAUGCCCUGCCACCCAGAAGGGAGAAAUCUGGCAAUGUAGCAAGCCUUGUGCAGCGUAUUUGCACCUAUGGGCUUCCAGCAGGAGGAAUUCAGCCUCAUCCGCCGUCCAAGAGCUUCAAGAAGAAGCCCAAGAAGCGGCAGUGCAAAGUGCUCUUCGAGUACCUCCCGCAGAACGAAGAUGAGCUGGAGCUCAAGGUGGGGGAUGUGAUUGACAUCAGUGAGGAGAUAGAGGAAGGCUGGUGGAGUGGAACGCUGAACGGCAAGUUGGGGUUGUUUCCUUCUAACUUUGUGAAAGAGUUGGAAUUGGCGGAUGAUGGAGAAACACAGGAUGCUCUGGAUGAUGCAGAGCCCGUUUUCAGUGGUCCUGCCUCACCUGUGCCCUCUCCUGGGAAUGAAAGUGAACCUGGAUCUGGACCAGCACAGCCAAAGAAAAUUCGAGGCGUUGGGUUUGGAGAUAUCUUUAAAGAAGGCUCAGUUAAGCUUAAGACAAGAUUAUCCAGUAAUGAAUCAGAGGAUAAAAAGCAAGAUAAGGUUUGUAGUGCUUCAUAGUCUUUUUUGGGUUUC